AUGGUACACAUGGAUGUCCCCCAAAACACUUCAGGGUUGCUCUCCUUCAGAGAUCUUGCUAGCAUUCGUGGAUUUGACUCUGAGGUACACUUUAUGAUGUUCAAAGCCCUUCAAGAAGUUUUCCUAGGACGCCCUGUCCUAGGUUUCUGGGAUGGUGUCUCCAGCCCUCCUCCCUCUCCAAAUCAUGCCAUGUGUUUCUUCACUUUGGACUUGGCCAUGUUUAAUAAUUUACAGGUUUCUUGGAACAUUCUCUUCCGCUAUGGUGAGAAGCACAAACUUUAUUUCGCACUGCUGGAGGAAGAGAACUAUUUUGGCGAUGGAAAACGCACAUUUAAGGCUGACAUGGUGUGGUCCCCUCCCCUUGACAAGGUGGUGCCUAACAUAUUUGCAAUUCACACAAGAUGGGAUCAUACUGAGGAGAAGAAAGUGAUGCCCGAAGACUCCGUCUUUUUCACCAUCGUCUGGGAACCCACGGCUCUAUUCCUGUCCCUCUUCGAUUUUUAUAAUAAGACGGUUGGGGUGACGCUGGAUCAAUACGUGAAGCAGGUGCCAGUCGACGGUAUGAGAAUCCUCGGCUACUUGGGCUACAAUCAGAUGUCGUGGGAUUUCGGAAUGUCGCUGCAGCAUACCAACAAUCUUUCUGCCGUCCGUGAAAUGUCAUUGCUGAGUUUGAAGGUGUCAACCUUCAAACUCAGUGGCUAUCCCUUAUAUGAAGUGAAUCGGGUUGACGAACAGUUCGGGCUGGUGCUGGUGGCGGAUAGAAUGGGAGAGUCGCUGGUGCUAUUAGCCAAUUACCUGUGCUGGGAGCUGAGUGACGUGCUGGUGCUAAGGGUUAACACACAAAAUAUAUAG
This is a messenger RNA of Scylla paramamosain (green mud crab), 852 nucleotides long. RefSeq names its product galactose-3-O-sulfotransferase 3-like. The record is from RefSeq and is a predicted model, not a curated record. Gene Ontology annotation, biological process: glycolipid biosynthetic process. Gene Ontology annotation, cellular component: membrane. Gene Ontology annotation, molecular function: galactosylceramide sulfotransferase activity. Lineage: Eukaryota; Metazoa; Arthropoda; Malacostraca; Decapoda; Portunidae. The coding region runs from base 1 to 852 and encodes 283 amino acids. The transcript is spliced from 6 exons.